CCCGCCUUUCAACUCGUUCGCGGGAGCUAUCCAGGAAGUAUUUCAAUACCCUUCAGCAGCGAAGAUUUAUGUACUUUUUAUUGUGUUUUGGAUAAUAAUUGAUCAGUUGCCGCUGUUGUAGAUGUUCCCCGUGCUGUUGUUGAAAGUGUAUGGAGGAUUAAGUGAGUGGUUUUUGCUGUCUGUGGUCUUACCGAGAAGGAAGAGUGAGUUAGCGGUUUGGGGCUGUGUCUCAAACAAGUUCCUAUUGGAUAUGCAGCGUGCUAGCUAGUGUCUGUAGCUAGCGGUUUUUAUACCCUAUAUAGGACACCUAGAGAGGGAGUAGGGAGGUGGAUAGAUGAGUAAGAUGAAGCUCUGUAGAGCCGAAUACAGAGUAAUUGCAAAGUUCACGGAACAGCUUCGGCCUACGAGGCAAUGUAUGAAGAUGCUGAAGGAACGAUUCCCCAAUCACUCGCAGUCCACUCUUCUGAGCAUCUUCUCCCUGGAGUACCAGAAAAGAAUGAAAAGAAGUCUUGUGAAACAUCACUCAGAUGUCAUUGAGGACUACUACCAGAGGUACCGUAGUGAAGCCAGCAAACAUCCUUCAGACCCUGUCCUGCUGGAGUUAGCCAAUGAGGUGGACCUGUCCCCGUCUCUGCUGGCUCGUCUGCUGCUGGAGCGAUUCCUGGAGGAGCACCAGGGCUCAAUAUCAUCCAAGCAAGUCUUGAACAGCAUGUUGCGGGAGCCAUCUUUAAUUCCAGAUGUGCAGCUGGCCAGACAUGUGGAACAGUGCACCAUAAAUGACUGCUGUUAUGGACCGCUGGUCGACUGCAUCAAACAUGCUAUUGGUCAUGAGCAUGAGGAGAUCCUGCGAGAGAAACUCCGAGAGAGGAACCUCUCCUUUGUAGAUGAGAAUCAGCUACGGGCCAAGGGUUAUGACAAGACCCCUGACAUUAUUCUAGAAGUCCCCAUUGCAGUUGAAGGCCACAUUGUCCACUGGAUUGAGAGCAAGGCCUCAUUUGGGGAUGAGCACAGUCAUCGCACUUAUCUAAACGAGCAGUUCUGGAGUUACUGGAACAGGUUUGGCCCGGGUCUGGUCAUCUACUGGUAUGGCUUUAUAGCAGAACUGGACUGCCAGCGGGACCGAGGGAUCCUUCUCAAAGACUGUUUCCCCUCAGACAUCGUGACUCUGGGCCAUAGCCCAGACCAGUGCUGACGCUAUAGCUAAGGGUUAUACUGAGGCUGAGGGAGUGUGGGGUCACAGGGCAUUUGCUGGUGGACAUGUGAAUCCGGAAGUAAUCUAGUUUUCCUGCUGCGCACAACUAUUGGCAAACAUCUGCCCUGAACUCCAGCUGAACUCCCAGGGUUCACAGUUGGAAUCGUACCUCUGUUCAAAAUCACGCCGGGGAGCCUGGAGUCCUGGACUGGACCUGGACCUCCUGGUCCUUCAGGAAGGAGGAGACCUCUUAUCAUAGCCCUUUUCCUCAUCAUUCUGCCCCUGCGCAAACUCGUGAGACCAGCACAGAGGUCAUCCCCAUUAUCAACGUUUAUGUUCUUCAUUUUCUCUCUUUGUCUCUGAUAAGGGUGUGGUCCCAUUUGGAGCUCUGUGUGAUGACCUUUCCUUCUGUUUUUUUUAUUUGGGACAUUUCACAGGUUUGCCAAGUGGUUUUGAGUAAUGGUGAUAUUCAAGCUUUUGGUUUUUACCUUUUGUCUUUCACAUGACUGUUAAACUUGCCUUAAAAACAAAUAGACAAUAAAGUCAAAUAACCUGGAAUUUGUGCUUAGUACUCUGUGGGAAAAAAAAAUAGAAAGUCUGGUCAGGUUUAUCAAGUAAGCCAAGGUUGAUCAAAUUUGUAAAGAAAAAUUACUGUACAUAGUUAAAACAAACAAGCCAAAAAAAAAAAACAAUCUCCCUAGACUGUAGGGGAACACAGGUUGGCAUUCCACGAGACUCCUUCUGCAUGCUGUCUGGAUGAAAGACGAGAGCGGGGCCUCGGAGCUGCAGUACCAUGGUGAGAUAUGAGCGAGAUCAAGAGCUUCCCCUCCCUGUACUCAGUGUUAAUCAGGCCCAGACCUGUUAUGACCUGCUCCUCUCAGGGAGGAGUGCAGCGGAG
Molecule: messenger RNA, 2090 nt
Organism: Ictalurus punctatus (channel catfish)
Lineage: Eukaryota; Metazoa; Chordata; Actinopteri; Siluriformes; Ictaluridae
Gene: cdin1
Product: CDAN1 interacting nuclease 1
Exons: 12
Coding region: 335-1192 (285 amino acids)
Biological process (GO): erythrocyte differentiation
Cellular component (GO): cytoplasm; nucleus
Source: RefSeq, a predicted model, not a curated record